UGGAGAUAUGAGAACAGUCCACACGAGCCCGUGACACCCGAUUCGAUAGCGAUUUAGCCAGUUAGAGAGUCGCGCCAGCUAUUCUAGACGUUGUAUUCCCAUGAUGGAGAGUAGAGGAAGCAAUAAAGUUGUGUGCCCGGGCCGGAGUGUCGUGUCCGGGAAGAAAAUGUGUGUGUGGAUACGUGCGCGGUGUGACCGCGGUGCAGGGGGCCACUGACGUCGCCGUCGCCCGCUCCCUCCGCCCCUAGUGCCGUAGUGCCAAAUGUUUUGCAAUGUGAAAGUACGGAAUUGUGCCACGCGUGACCUUUCCCGUAGAUUUUCGUCUGGUUUGGUCGCGAUGCUGCGCUGCAUGAGGUUGUCGACAUGCAUACUGUCAAUGAAAUCAUAUCCAUUUUGGAGAAAAUCAAUAUCACAAAAGAGUUGUUGGAGACCACCCGACUGGGAAAGCAUGUGAACGAGCUCAGACGCAAAACCUCAGACCCGACCCUCGCCAGGCGCGCCAAGGUCCUGGUGAAGCGGUGGCGGGACCUCGUCAUACCUACACGCGCCUCACCUGCACAUACUGGAUCAAACCGAUCAUCAGCGGAGCGGACGGUACGUCGGCUCGGCGGGACACCGCUGACGUCACCAGCACUCUCUCUAUCACGGCAAGUGGUGAGCCCAGCAGUGCCCAGCCCGCGACCGCCGUCCAGGCCAGCGUGGGGUGGCUACGAGUCGGACUCGCAGGACGUGAUCCUGGUGGACGACGACCCCCCCGCGCCACCCGCGCCCGCCCCCGCCCCCGCGCCUGCGCUCAGCAACACCUGGAAACCCACUACACCUCCUGUCAAAAGGCCGCCGUCCCCGGAACCUGUACACGAUGAAAAGAAAUCGAAACGAGACAAAAAACCGAAGAAAAGAAGGGGUCACAGCCGCGCAGGCUCAGGCACGGAGACGACGACACCGGCGCCUCCGCCCCCCGCCCCGGCGUCCGCCCCCGCGGCCGCGGCGCCGCCCCCGGCCGCGUGGAGCGCCCGCAACGGGUCCCACGAGCGACGCCGGAACGGAUGUCGACGGGACCCUAUCGAUCCUUACGCUGCGCUUGUCAAUAGGAUACCUGCUGCUGGCUCCAAGAAGGUUCGAACAACAAAAGAGCUCCUCAAGGAAAUCCAGUCCCGCGGCAGUGUCCAGGUGCCGUCCCCAGGGUCCGCUGGCUCGCAGGACGACGACGUCGUGGUGGUCGAGGACACUGACUCGUACCCCGUCCGAGUGGACUCGCCGCUGCGCAACGGCGGCGGGUCGCGGCCCCCCUCCCCUAUGCCGCCGUCCCCGCCGCCCGCCGCGCCGCUGCCGCCGCUGGAGGACGAGCGGCCCGUGGUGGACUGCACCUGCGGGAAGGACGAGGAGGACGCCGCGUGCCCCGCGGCCGCGCGGCUCGGGGUGCUGCCCUACCACGUGCUCGCCCUGCACCACGCCUACCUCCCCGGCGUCAACGGCACGCGGGCCCCCACGCACCCGCACCAGUUCGCCGUCCGCAAGCUCACGGACCCCGAACGGCCCGACCUCUUCACUUCCGUCGUCCCGCUGUACAAGUACUCGGAUUACGCGGACGACUAUGUCGUGAAGAACAUGUCGCGGGUGCCGCUGUGCACGCACCUGCCGUGGACGGAGUUCGCGCCCCCCCCCCCCGACCCGCCGCCGCCGCCCUCGCCGCCCCCUCUACGGCCGUACCCCGUCGACACCGACGACGUGAAACAAGAAAUAGAGGACGAAGAAAGUCAAGACAGCAGAAGCGGCGACGAUGUGAAAAGUGACAUACCCGAACUGAAAAAGGAAGUGAAAGUGGAAUAUAAGUGCUCUAUAGAACCCGAAAUAGUGUCCCUCCCGAACUUGGAGCCGAGCGAGAGACUGAAAGCGCCGCUGCUGUCCACCGAGGACGCGACGCAGUUCGGCGAGGGCGCGCCCGUGCCGAUGGACGUCGCGGACGAGUUCAAGUGUGAGCAGCGGGACCACCGGACGGUCGAACGGACGAAAGUCGAGCUCGACGGGAGGACUCUGUACGCGUUGUGUGAGACGGCGUUGACGUCGGUGCCGUACACGUACGCGCAGACGUCGCAGGCGCCCGUGGUGACGCUGCCGCGAGAGGUGGAGGGCGCCGCGGACGGGCCGCAGGUGCUGCAGGCGGCGCUGGGCGCGGCCGCGGCCGACUCGCCCGUGGACCAGCUGGGCCGCCCGCCGCGCCCGCACCAAUUCACCGAGUGGCACGAGUGCGCCAAGCUCGGCGACCUCAUCGCGCUGCCGUACGUCGUCAUCGACUGACGCGUCCCUGUGAUACUCCCUCGUGCUAAGUCAGUGAUGAAGUGCCAAAUUGUCGGGGGCUCGCGCGCUUGUAUGUCCAACGACUGGCUCCGCAGCCGGUUACACCUUGUUUGUGUCUUGAAAGUCAUCAUUUAGAAAGUCUAGCGACCUAUUUUUUACAUUCUUGCCGUGUUUACUUAUGAAUUUCAUUUUUCAACUUCAAGUUGAAGUAACAUUGCAUUUAUUUCGUAUAUAAAGUCUUAAGAUGUAACAAACUUGCGAGUAAAGACAUACAAGAUUCGUGUGGCCCCUACGGUCCGAGGACGCCCGACCAAAGCUUCCGAUGUCUCACAAUGUUCCAAGUGUCCUUACAUAGUGUUUAAGGGUAACUCGUGUAUAUAAGAGUGUUAGACUAAGUGCUCGAAUAUGUACAUACAGUGAGUAAGUUAGUGAAUGUAGAUAGAACUGAAACAAUAAUGGUGCGCGAUGGAACAGUGUUCUAGAAAUUCGAUCCAGGAUUAAAGGUAAGGCAGGCUUGGCAACUUUUCCUUUUAAAAAGGUCAAAUAUAUCCUCCAUACUUUUGCGUUAAUAUACUCAGAAUGACUUUCCUUUGAAUGGUCUACUAUUUCAGUUUAAUAACACCUGUUUUAAAAUUCUUUCAAAACUCACCCUAUCUUACUUUUGUCUUUUACUCAACUUCAGUCGAAAGAAUAGUAUAAUUCGAUAUCUAUCAUUUGUACAAAAAGUACAUUAAGGAAUGUACAAAAAUAACUAAUAUAUAAAAUAUUAUUUAUUGUCUUUGUAAGGGCUAAAAGUUGCUAAGUGUGUCCGUUAUACAGAAUUUUAGUUUAUGGAACCGUUUCUAGUACGUACAAGUUGAUAAGGGUUGCAUUUGAGGCAUGCGCGGCGAAUGAGAUAUAACUGUUUCAACUGAAAUAAAAAAGUUAUAAAAGAAAUAGACCUGAAGAAUGGUUUACUCGUUUAGUCUAUUUCAGAGAUGCUUUUCGGAGAUUUAGAUUUUUAUAUGUAAAUCAUCACGAACAGUAAUUGUCGGAGAUUUACUUUGACUCAUACUCUUCUAUAAAACUACUUUUAGAAUGUCUUCCAUAUUGGAAGGAGUUUCAAUCGUUUUCCUCCUCAUUGGUCUUGCAAGCACCAUGCGCGCCCUCUGCCGACUGUGAGGUACAUCGACCGCGGGCUCGCACCACUCGCCGUGCACACGCUUUUAAAUUUUUAAAAGAUUUAUUUGUCGUAUAUUUGUUGUACCACAUCUGUCAAUACUUCAUCACACUUCCCUAUGCUUCUAGCCUUCUAUCUUUGGAACUGCACGCCUCGUCGAUUCAGCCGUGUGCGGUCGCUUUCUCUCGCUCUAGCAAAUGACGGUUCUGACUAAGAGAAAAGGAUGGCAUAGGAAAGUGCUGUGUAUGAGGUACUGGCAUGGUUCAACCGUAACAUUUAGUCACGCGUCCACUUCAUCGUGUUUUAGUCAUAUAUUUAUUUUUAAUUUCUUUUAGGCGAAAAAAAUUCUAAACCGGUGGAUCCAGUUGUGAUAUUAUUGUACUGCGAACGAUUCCAAAAGCUCGAUAAACUUUACUGUGUUAUUUCUACACUGCUACUAUUCGAUCCACCAAAAAAAUAUUUGUAUAAGAAAUUUUCCAAGACAAAAAUCUCUUAGACUGUUUCAUGUUGAGUUAUCUUGUUACCGAAUGUGAUUUAUAAAGAGAAAAUUAGGUAAUUAAUAAUAGGAGUUCCAAUUGUAUAUUAUACAUAUAUAUUGCUAUAUCGAGUCAGAAUAUCAGAUGUGAGGUAAUUUAUAAUAUCCUGCAACGUUUAACGUAUGACCACUGUACAAUUAUCAAUGUUUGAUUAAAUACUUAAAAUUAAUUAAGUUCCGGCUUAUAGGUGCACUCUCACUUCACUAUGAAGUCGUAAUGUGCGUUGCACUGUAAAGUGUGUCUAUAAGCUAGAUACUGUUGAGCAGAAGCAGGUAGCCUGGUUUGACAGGGCGGUUUCAGUAGAAGGUACUACCAACAUUAUUCGUACAAAAUUAUAAUAAUUAAUACGCCAAUGGCGCCAAUAUUGACACGAGAUUAUGCCAUUGUGUAGAUGUCCACCAUUUGAUAUUGAGAGUAACCUUUUUCCCGAAACUGUUCUUAUAUAAAACUACAAGUUACAAUGGGAGUUUUCUUCAUCUAUACCAAAUAUAAUUCGUAGAUAUGAUGAUUUAGACCUAAAAAUAUCAGUUCAGAGAUUCCCGAGAAUUCAUCAUUAUCCAUUAUCACCUACCGUUAUCCCGUUUCUCACGGGGUCUAACUCGAAGAUUCGACAGUUUCGGUUGUUUUCUAACAAUGUUUAGCAAAUGCGUUUUUGUCUUUUGUAGUUAUAUGAUAUAUCGGACCACAAUUACCAUAAAUCUUCCGUUUUAAAUUGGCAUCUGCGAAGUCUGCAGGACAACCGCGGCGCGGCGCGAAUUAUAUCGAGGGCUUCGACCAAUAGAAGCAGCGUAUACUAUCUACGUAGAUAAACAUCGGACGGCUAUUGGUCGAAGCUCGCGGUUCCCUUAUCGCGAGAGCAGGUGGCUCUUGUAUAAAUUGAAACUGCCUAUGAGAUUCAAAAUUAAACUCCAGUUUUUUUUAUCGUCACCAUAAUGCCGCAUUUUAUAUGCAGACUAACAAACUAACCAAACUAAAAACACACAACAAACAAAAAACAAACUAUCCAAACUUGGCCUGUCAAACUAUGCUCGCUAAUCUUAGGAUUUGGGUGUGUUUACCACAACUUAGCGGUCAACUGCUUUUCUACUAUAUUUUUUUACAUAAAUGGCAACACAUUAACCUAUACAGUGUUGCUAGUAAGCUUUAUACUACUAGUUUAUAAAAUGGACUCUGAUACCCAAUCAUGAAAUUAUAUUUUUCCAAUUCUCAAUUGGGUUUGGACCAAUGUUUGUAUUUGAACUUGGAAAAUUAUAGUUUUAUGUAUUGGUUUCGCAUUGUUUGUUUUAGAAAUGGACCAUUUUGUCGUAAGCGCUUUGGAAAAUCACCAGGCUCGAUUUGUUACAAUUAAUUUCAAUCCAGGGUAAAAUUUUACACCACAUAUUUUAUCUGGAUUGAGACUAGCAUGUCUAUUACGAUGUUUUGUUAACAAAAAUCACAUUUGGGUUUUUUAAAAGCGCUUACGUGGUUUUCGCUAUAAGGCGAACUUUUGUCCCAUUCACAGGGAUCUUAGAUUAAAGUAGUACAUAUUACUUUAACACUGUCCAUAAUGAAGACUAUUUUUCGCUACAGUAGUGUUAAACAUACCCGUAGAUAGUACGAAACGAUUGUCAAUAAAGUCGGGCGCUCGUCAUGUGGUGUGGCCACGGAAUGGAAGAAAAAGGUUGGAAGGCCCUAGGGAGCGCUCCACUAACGCCAUACAAGCAAAUAGUUCAUACUUCAACUUUGCACUCCACUCGUCCGCAACCUUUACGACGCACGGAGCUUCGCGAUAAUAUACUAAAAGGUCGGCUUGUGUGUUGUAACCUGCAGGGCAAAAAGUCAAUUAUCAAGUAUCAUGCAAGGAGAUCCCUCCUUAUCACAGGAAAGCUAAAAAAACCUAGGCAGAAAAAAAUACUUUCGUAACCAGUAACUUACGAAAUGUAGAAAUAAAAUUGCUGCCUAUCACAUAAAAUAUACAUUGCCGGUAAAGUGGCUAUAAAAUUUAAGCAGUAGAGUUGUCGUGGUUUUCUGUUUGCAGGAGUAGUAGUAAAAGAGAGUAGGGUUGAACCGGCGACAGCGGUUCUCAUACAAAAUUAGGUCCUUCCCAACCUCUUUCCUCUAUACCGUGGGUGUGGCCCACAGAAUGUUGUAUUGUGACUGUUUUUGUUAAGUGAUGGUAAAUGUUGGUGUGGGCUUUGGCUAACUCAGUGGAUCUGUUCUUACUCAUUGGAGUUAUCACAAAAUGUAAACUAUAAAACUACUAUUUAGUAUUUUUUUGGGUUAUAAAAUAGCAACACUGUUUUGACUACGCGAUGUGAUUGGAGCGUUUUGUUUUAGUGUUGCCAAUUUAAGUUGAAAAAUUACAAAAUAGUUCUAUGUGUGAUUUUACUAUAAGAGAUGAUUGUAAAUUGUUUCAUUCUGUUGUUUUUGUUUAUUAUCCAAUCAAUAUCAUGAUUUGUGAGUAAAAUAACUCAUUAACCGUUUGAAAAGUAAGUUCACAAUUUACUAAAAUCAAUAUAAACUUGACGCGUUUUGUUAUUGUUAAGUUUUUGUUGUAUUUAUAUUGUUUCAAGUUAUUAUCGUCCUUGAGUUGCUUUGAAUUUUAUUUUUCAUUAGGUUUAUAUUGCAAAGGGUUUACUUAUGAUGAUUUUAGAAAGAUAUGGUGCUGAUUCUGGCGGCCAAACUUAUUAAUUUUAUGUGCAGCUCUAAAAAUAGUGCCGUUGACUUCACUUCACUUACGAUAAGUGCAAGAAAGGGAUGGAGCUAUUAUUAGAACUAUCGUACCGAAGUUUAGAGCGACAAGGAUCUUUUGACGCGUGGCCUAAAUCGGAACUAAUGUCGCAGUCUAAAAACUGCCUAAUUCGUUGUUAUAAGUUGAGAUGGUUCAUACUGGCACAUUAUACAUAUACUUGUAUUGAAACUCCACCGAUUCUUACCCGUUAUCCUUGCCGACCUAAAAACUGCCAGAUUCAGUACUAUUGUAAGGGUAGAUCCACUGAUUAUAGCUGAUGCAUCGAAGGCCUUAGCGAGGGCGACCCGAGUGAGCUUGUAAGGAACGUGCAGACUGCCUUGUUGGACGAGUAAAUUUUGGUAAAAUAUAAAAGCAAAAUAUAUGUGUUUUUAUUACGA
This is a messenger RNA of Pectinophora gossypiella (pink bollworm), 7101 nucleotides long. RefSeq lists its product as uncharacterized. Gene Ontology annotation, cellular component: mediator complex; core mediator complex; nucleus. The record is from RefSeq and is a predicted model, not a curated record. The transcript has 10 exons. Gene Ontology annotation, molecular function: transcription coregulator activity. Lineage: Eukaryota; Metazoa; Arthropoda; Insecta; Lepidoptera; Gelechiidae. Gene Ontology annotation, biological process: regulation of transcription by RNA polymerase II; positive regulation of gene expression. Bases 364 to 2298 code for a protein of 644 amino acids.